Didymodactylos carnosus is the source of this 282-nucleotide messenger RNA. The record is from the annotation of a GenBank genome assembly. NCBI's taxonomy places the organism in Eukaryota, Metazoa, Rotifera, Eurotatoria, Philodinida, Philodinidae.
AUGAAUUCUGAUACAUAUUUCGUUCGUUCAUAUCUUCCAAAUCCAACAAGAGAAUAUUUACAACGACGUUAUGAACAACAACAUCAGCAGCAGCAGCAACUUUUUUUUUCUUCUCCCAGACGAUAUGCUGCGACAACAAUUGAUCAAACAAUGACAUUGAUUGAAGAAAUAAAAACUCACACACAACCAAAAUCAACAGCAUUUAUUCCCUAUUCACUUAGUAAAACUACUAAACAAUCAUCCAAUAAUUCAACAUUAAUAUCAUUCCCCUCUGAAUUAAAU